This is a messenger RNA of Ilex paraguariensis (yerba mate), 504 nucleotides long. The record is from the annotation of a GenBank genome assembly. NCBI's taxonomy places the organism in Eukaryota, Viridiplantae, Streptophyta, Magnoliopsida, Aquifoliales, Aquifoliaceae.
AUGGCUAUGCUACUGAGGUAUCAGCCAGAGCACCAGAGUAUUAUGUUGAAGCCCUUGAAGAAUAAGGUUCCGAAAUUCAAGAACAAUGAAACGACCAUGAAUGUUUAUCUUUGCACGGGGAACUCCGACAAGCUCAUGAUCUUGUCACCUCUUGUAAGAAGGAAGGAUGUUGAAAGGAGGGCGUGGCUUGUCGUUCAAGAGAUUGGAAAGUCACACAUUGAAGAGGUUGGGAAGCAUUCGAUUAUGCGCAGGACAGGAAUUCCAGCGCGGGAUGUUAGAGUUCUCGAUCCCAAGCUUUCGCACCCAUCCAAGAUACUUGGAAGGGAGCGCGCCAUUGUGCUGAAUUUGGAACAUGUUAAAGCUAUCGUCACGGCAACUGAGAUGCUCAUUCUGAAUCCAAAUGAUCCUGGUGUUGCGCCUUUUGUCAGUGACCUUGAGCACAAACUCUCUAAUUCUGAUGGCUCUCAACCUAUUGUGAGUAGAUUUUCUCUUCAUAAAUCAUGA